Gossypium raimondii (Peruvian cotton) is the source of this 663-nucleotide messenger RNA. RefSeq names its product cytochrome P450 CYP749A22-like. The coding region runs from base 1 to 663 and encodes 220 amino acids. NCBI's taxonomy places the organism in Eukaryota, Viridiplantae, Streptophyta, Magnoliopsida, Malvales, Malvaceae. The record is from RefSeq and is a predicted model, not a curated record. Gene Ontology annotation, molecular function: iron ion binding; monooxygenase activity; oxidoreductase activity, acting on paired donors, with incorporation or reduction of molecular oxygen. The transcript has 2 exons.
AUGGAGAUAAUUAAGAAAACAGAAAACAAAGUUGUGAGUGGAGAAGCUGACAGCUUCGGUGAUGAUUAUCUGGGAUUACUUGUAAAUGCUUAUCAUGAUUUGAACGAUAAAAACAAGCUUUCAUUAGAAGACUCGGUAGGUGAAUGCAAAACAAUCUACUUUGCUGGACAAUCAACUCUAGGUUCAUUGCUUUCAUGGAUAGUCCUACAUUUGGCAAUCCAUGGAGAUUGGCAAGAAAAAGCAAGAAGAGAGGUGAUUGACAUAUUUGAUGUUUAUGAUCAUCAAUGGAACUAUCUAAGAUUGUAUGGUCCAAUAAAUGGCCUGCCAAGAGAAGUUGCAGGAGAAGUUCAGUUAGGAAAGCUAGUCUUGCCUGCUAAUAUAGAUAUUCUGGUUCUAAACAGCGGACUUCAUCGUGACCCUUAUUUGUGGGGUGAUGAUGUGCAUCUUUUUAAACCGGAGAGAUUCUCCGAAAGGAUUGCCAAAGCUACCAACUACAAUGCGACUGGAUCGGGACCUCGAUCUUGUGUUGGUAUGACCUUUGCAAUGAUAGAAACUAAGGUUGUACUCUCCAUGAUUUUACAACGUUACACCGUUACCCUCUCCCCUAUGUCCACUCUCCAAUACCUAUUAUUUCCCUUGUACCACAACAUGGAAUUCAAGUAA